This is a messenger RNA of Lactuca virosa, 336 nucleotides long. The record is from the annotation of a GenBank genome assembly. Lineage: Eukaryota; Viridiplantae; Streptophyta; Magnoliopsida; Asterales; Asteraceae.
AUGAGUGGUUUCACACACAAAGCUGGAAACAGAUCAAAUUUUCCAACUUCAAUCCAAGAAAUUCGCUCCUCAAUCACCCAGAUUUGUGUGUUGAUUAGUAAUAUUCGGAUAAAUCCACGAAAUCAUGGUUUCUUUGAAGAAAGUAACUUUACGAAAAUACAAGGAGUAAUUGAAGCAAAUGAUCUACAAAAAGAGCAAGGAUCUUCGUAUCUUGGAAUAAAAGUUUAUUGUUCAAAUGCAAAAGAAUUAGAAGUCCUCGUGAUACCCUUAUUAAUGAUAUAUAAACAGGAAGGAUAUAGUGGGAAAAGCAGCACAGUUGGAUAUUGUGGUUACUAA